Molecule: messenger RNA, 541 nt
Organism: Racocetra persica
Lineage: Eukaryota; Fungi; Glomeromycota; Glomeromycetes; Diversisporales; Gigasporaceae
Source: the annotation of a GenBank genome assembly
UUACCUGGCGGAAAAUCCAAAAGAUAGAGAAACUUUUAUUCAAUCCUCAAUAUCAGUUCAGCUCAGGAAAACUGACUUGAACUCACUUGAAAGAUUGUUAAGUAGUUAUUUAUUGCAAUAUGGGUCCGGAUCUAAUGAAUUUUUAGCAGAGCUUUUUGACAUUACUUAUUUUGAAAAAGUUUUUCGCAAAUUAGCCGACUUAAUGUCACCGAAUACAUGUGCCCCCAAGGUUGAUGCUAAAUUUCCGGAACGUCACUUUCGAGAGAUUCCAAAUCCCGUAAUACUAGCCCUGCAUAUAGCUUGUAUAGAAGUGCUUGCAACACCGAUACCACCUGAAGAAAUAGUGAAAGAAUCAUUGGAUAUUAUAACUUCUAUGAAUGGGCGCAAGAAUACGUCUGUUCAGCCUAUGGUCAUGCAUGCUAUGGGCUUUUUGUAUUCUUUUUUGCCUACUGAGGAAUUCUUAUAUCAGAUAUUUGAUAAAAUAGUGUUAACUAUUACCACAGAUCCCCAUUUAAAAGAAUUCUCUCAACCAUUUAAUUUG